Odobenus rosmarus divergens (Pacific walrus) is the source of this 4214-nucleotide messenger RNA. RefSeq names its product ZFP28 zinc finger protein. The coding region runs from base 19 to 3495 and encodes 1158 amino acids. Lineage: Eukaryota; Metazoa; Chordata; Mammalia; Carnivora; Odobenidae. Gene Ontology annotation, molecular function: RNA polymerase II cis-regulatory region sequence-specific DNA binding; DNA-binding transcription activator activity, RNA polymerase II-specific. The transcript has 5 exons. Gene Ontology annotation, biological process: regulation of transcription by RNA polymerase II. Gene Ontology annotation, cellular component: nucleus. The record is from RefSeq and is a predicted model, not a curated record.
CAGGAAGGAGAGGUGGAAAUGACUGUUGAACUAGUGAAAGCCAUAUCCCAGGACUUGGUGACAUUCAAGGAUGUGGCAAUAGACUUUUCCCAGGAGGAAUGGGAAUGGCUGAACCCUGCUCAGAGGAAUUUGUACAAGAAUAUGAUGUUGGAGAACUAUCAGAACCUGGUAUCACUGGGUCUUUGCAUCUCUAAGCCAUAUGUGAUCUCCUUAUUGGAGCAAGGGAAGGAGCCUUGGGAGAUGAAGACAGAGAUGACAAGAAGCCCAUUCCCAGAUUUGGGAUCUAUAUAUGAGACACAAGAAUUAUCUCUGAAGCACUUCAUGUAUGAUGAUGUGUUAAUGGAGAGAAUUGCAGGCUAUGGACUUGAGUUUUCCACUUACAGAGAAAAUUGGAAAUGUGAAGAUCUUUUUGAGAGGGAAUUGGUAAGUCAAGAGGCAUUUAUCAGGCAAGAAGUAACCACUCAUAAGAAAACCCUUACUAAGGAAAUAGAUCACAACUAUAACAAAUCUGGGAAAUUUGUCCAUCUAGACAAUAUGGAAGAAAAUGUUUAUAAUCACAAGUCAGGUAAAAAAAGCUUUUCCCAAAAUUCCAUGGUAGUAAAACACAAGAAAGUCUAUGCAGGAAAGAAACUUUUUAAAUGUCAUGAAUGUGAGAAAACCUUUACCCACAGCUCCUCCCUUACUGUUCAUCAGAGAAUUCAUACUGGUGAAAAACCAUAUGAAUGUAAAGAAUGUGGGAAAGCCUUUAACCAGAGUCAGCACCUUGUUCAACAUCACAGAAUACAUACUGGAGAGAAGCUCUUUGAAUGUAAAGAAUGUAGGAAAGCCUUCAGCCAAAAUGUGCACCUUAUUCAACAUCAAAGAAUUCAUACUGGAGAAAAACCGUAUAAGUGUAUGGAAUGUAGAAAAGCCUUCAGCCAACCUGCCCACCUUGCUCAGCACCAGAGAAUUCAUACUGGGGAGAAGCCCUAUGUAUGUAAGGAAUGUGGGAAAGCCUUCAGUGAUGGCUCAUCCUUUGCCCGACAUCAGAGAUGUCACACUGACAAAAGACCCUAUGAAUGUAUUGAAUGUGAGAAAGCCUUCAGGCAGAACACAUCCCUUAUUCGUCACUGGAGGUAUUAUCAUACUGGAGAGAAACCUUUUGAUUGCAUCGAUUGUGGGAAAGCUUUCAGUGAUCACAUAGGCCUUAUUCAGCAUAGGAGAAUUCAUACUGGAGAGAAACCAUAUAAAUGUAAAGUGUGUGGGAAAACCUUCAGUUAUGGCUCAUCCCUUACCGUCCAUCAGAGAAUUCACACAGGAGAGAAACCUUAUGAAUGUGUUGUCUGUGGGAAGGCCUUCAGCCAUCAUGCUUCACUCACACAACAUCAAAGAGUGCAUUCUGGAGAGAAACCUUAUGAAUGCAAGGAAUGUGGGAAAGCCUUUAGACAGAGUAUACACCUUGCUAUUCAUUUGAGAAUUCAUACUGGUGAAAAACCCUACAAAUGUAAAGAAUGUGGAAAAGCUUUUAGCAUCAGUUCACAGCUGGCUACUCAUCAGAGAAUUCAUACUGGAGAGAAACCUUAUGAAUGUAAGGAAUGUGGUAAAGCUUUCAACCAGAGGGCACACCUUGCCCAACAUCAUAAAAUUCAUACAGGAGAGAAACCUUAUGAAUGUAAUGAAUGUGGUAAAGCCUUCAGCCAGACUACCCGCCUUAUUCAACAUCAGAGAGUUCAUACUGGAGAGAAACCCUAUAAAUGUAGCGAAUGUGGAAAGGCUUUUAGUGAUAGCUCAUCCCGUUCUCAGCAUCGGAGACUCCAUACCGGCCAAAGGCCCUAUGAAUGUGUUGAAUGUGAGAAGGCAUUUAGAACAAAAUCAUCCCUUAUUUGUCAUCAAAGAUGUCAUACUGGGGAGAAACCUUAUGAAUGCAGUGUGUGUGGUAAAGCCUUUAGCCAUCGUCAAUCCCUUACAGUUCAUCAGAGAAUUCAUUCUGGAGAAAAACCUUAUGAAUGUCAGGAAUGUGGGAAAACCUUUAGCCAGAUUGGACACCUUAAUCUACAUAGAAGAAUUCAUACUGGAGAGAGAUCUUAUGAAUGUAAAGAAUGUGGAAAAGUCUUCAGACAAAGUGCACACCUUACUCAUCAUCAGAAAGUUCAUGCAGGAAAAAAACUUUUCAAAUGCAAUGAAUGUAAGAAAACUUUUACCCAGAGCUCAUCCCUUACUGUUCAUCAGAGAAUUCAUACUGGGGAGAAACCCUAUAAAUGUAAUGAAUGUGGAAAGGCCUUCAGUGAUGGCUCAUCCUUUGCUAGGCAUCAAAGAUGUCACACUGGCAAGAAGCCUUAUGAAUGUAUCGAAUGUGGGAAAGCUUUCAUACAGAACACAUCCCUUAUUCGUCACUGGAGAUAUUACCACACUGGGGAGAAACCCUUUGAUUGCAUCGAUUGUGGGAAAGCCUUCAGUGAUCACAUAGGACUUAAUCAACAUAGGAGAAUUCAUACUGGAGAGAAACCCUACAAAUGUGAUGUAUGUGACAAAUCCUUUAGAUAUGGCUCAUCACUUACUGUACAUCAAAGGAUUCAUACUGGAGAAAAACCAUAUGAAUGUGAUGUUUGCAGAAAAGCCUUCAGCCAUCAUGCAUCACUCACUCAACAUCAAAGAGUGCAUUCUGGAGAAAAGCCUUUUAAAUGUAAAGAAUGUGGGAAAGCUUUUAGGCAGAAUAUACACCUUGCUAGUCAUUUGAGGAUCCAUACUGGAGAGAAACCCUUUGAAUGUGGGGAAUGUGGUAAAUCCUUCAGUAUCAGUUCACAGCUGGCUACUCAUCAGAGAAUUCAUACUGGAGAGAAGCCCUAUGAAUGUAAGGUUUGUAGUAAAGCAUUCACCCAGAAGGCUCACCUUGCACAGCAUCAGAAAACUCAUACGGGAGAGAAACCAUAUGAGUGUAAGGAAUGUGGUAAAGCCUUUAGCCAAACCACACACCUUAUUCAACACCAGAGGGUUCACACUGGAGAGAAACCCUAUAAAUGUAUCGAAUGUGGGAAGGCCUUUGGUGAUAACUCAUCCUGUACUCAACAUCAGAGGCUUCACACUGGCCAGAGACCUUAUGAAUGUAUCGAAUGUGGGAAGGCAUUCAAGACAAAGUCCUCGCUUAUUUGUCAUCGCAGAAGUCAUACGGGAGAGAAACCUUAUGAAUGUAGCGCGUGUGGCAAAGCCUUUAGCCAUCGUCAGUCCCUUAGUGUCCAUCAGAGAAUUCAUUCUGGAAAGAAACCAUAUGAAUGCAAAGAGUGUAGGAAAACCUUCAUCCAAAUUGGACAUCUUAAUCAACAUAAAAGAGUCCACACUGGAGAGAGAUCCUAUAACUAUAAGAAAAGCAGAAGAGUCUUCAGGCAGACCGCACACCUUGCUCAUCAGAGAAUUCAUAAUGGAGAGUCGUCAGCACGCCCCUCUUUACCUUCCACAUCGAAUCCUGUGGAUCUGCUUCCCAGAUUUCUCUGGGGUCCGUCCUCACUCCCAUCACCGUAGUCUCAACAUUGUUAUUUCAGCUGGACUGCUCCAUUAGUUUAAAAACUGGUCCCCCUGGUUGGUUGGUUUUGUUGUCCUUUAUGAGUUUGUUCUUCACAUUGCAGUCAGAUUGAUUUUUUUUAAGUGUAAAUACAAUUCAUUCACUUCUUAGGUAAAAACUUGUGUUGAGAUCCUUUAAAUUGGUUAAUACGUAAGAUGUGCUUAGCACAGUGCCUGGUCCAGACCAAGUGUUGAGUAAAACAUUAUUUUAGGACAUUGAAGAGUUACCACAGUCAGCUCUGAAUAAAAAUGAUGCAUAGGAGGAGGCCAGGAGAAACCAGUUUAGAUCAGAAACAGGAGUUUCAAGGUAGUCAGCGAGGUUUUGCCAAUGGUGGUUUAAAACUUGUUUCCAUAAUGUUGAGUUAGAACUGUGGUUUCCCAUCUCAUCUGCAUAAAUGUAAGGUGAUGUGACUUUAUUGGUGAGAGAAUUCAGCUUUACUAUACAUCUGACAACAGUCUUAGGAAGUGUGUAGAGAACAUGGAUCCGUAGGCCUCUUAGAACAAAAGAACUGAAACAAUCAGAAAAAAAAAAUGCAAGAUUUAUAUGUACAAAGUUAAAACUACUGACAUGUUACUCAAGAAUUAGAAAAUUUGGAAAGAUUUGAUCUAUUUAAAAUCACCUGGGCUUAUGAAUGAACUUGCUUCAACUUUUAAGGAACUGUCAACCUUGAGGUAAACCA